Molecule: messenger RNA, 376 nt
Organism: Brassica napus (rape)
Lineage: Eukaryota; Viridiplantae; Streptophyta; Magnoliopsida; Brassicales; Brassicaceae
Exons: 2
Coding region: 42-335 (97 amino acids)
Source: RefSeq, a predicted model, not a curated record
CAUAUCUUCCUUUCCUCUAUUCACCUUACUCCUCCUCCAAAAUGAAUAUCAUAGUUGAACACAACCCUUCAACAAUAAAGUUAUCUGAGCUUGGAGUCAUGUCAUGGCCUAAAUGGUCUUGUCAGCCUGGGAAAUAUGCAUUGGUGUUUGAAGAAAGAGAGACAUGCUAUUUGGUGAAAGGAAAGGUGAAGGUGUAUCCAAAAGGUUCAUCAUCAGAGUUUGUAGAGUUUGGUGCAGGAGACCUUGUGACCAUCCCCAAGGGACUUAGCUGCACUUGGGAAGUCUCUCUAUUCAUCGAUAAGCACUACAAGUUUGAUCCUCCUACUUCUCUAUAAUGUUUCCUACUUAUGAUCUAUUUCUCGAUUAGUCUUUAUCA